This is a messenger RNA of Lachancea mirantina, 1500 nucleotides long. The record is from the annotation of a GenBank genome assembly. Lineage: Eukaryota; Fungi; Ascomycota; Saccharomycetes; Saccharomycetales; Saccharomycetaceae.
AUGCCAAUCGACUAUUCUAAAUGGGACAAAAUUGAACUUUCUGAUGAUUCUGAUAUCGAGGUUCACCCAAAUGUAGACAAAAAGUCAUUCAUCAAAUGGAAGCAGCAGAGCAUUCAUGAGCAAAGAUUACAAAGAAACCAGGACAUCAAGAAUUUGGAGUUUCAAUUGCAGAUGAAUGAUCGGCUUAAUAGACGUGUCGAUAAGAUGUUGAACACGCUGAGCGAUUCGGAGUUAUUGAAGAUGGACUCCGUCCAGCAGUUCUUAAAUGCCAAUUUCGACAAAACAGAGAGAGGUCAAGGUGACCACGUUGAUCCCGACAUGCCUACAUACAACGAGAUGGUGGAAGAUCUUUUUGAACAAAUGGAACUUAAUGCGAAAAAGGAAGGUAAGGAUCCCAAAGACGGUGCAGUUAUUAGAGAAAUGAUUCUUAGGCACAGGAAGAAGAUUGACCAAGUCAACACACAAGCUACCGACAAGCUGUCGGAAUUGUACCGCUUGAAAAACUCGCUUAUAUCAUCGGAUGAUAUUCACACAGGUUUCGACAAGAGUUUCGUCAAUAAGAUGGCCGAGGGAGAGGAUGCGUCUAAAUUUAUACCUAAACAACCAGCAUCCGAGACAUCACUAAUCGGCUCUCUUUCGCCGCCUCCGAUGGAGUUCAUUGAUUUCAAAGACGAUGCCAUGAAAUUGGCUCCCGAGACCUUGGCUUUUGGCAAGAUCGCGCCCGACAAACUCAAAAAAUCUGAAGAAUUUCUCCUUCAGCAUUUACCUAUCAUAUCCGAACAACAAAAGGACGCUCUUAUGAUGACUGCUUUUGAACAUCAAAUGGAAGGUGAUGAAGUCAAGGCCUAUCAAGCGAUUCAUCAAUCGGAACUUUUGGCUUACAUCAGAGAGCUUUAUGAUAUCAAAAAAAUUCCCUUUCUGAGGGCAGGCGAAAUGACCAAAGUUAUCAAAAUGUUUUUCGAAAGGGUUUUCUUUAAGUCUGCUGACCGCGGAAGGGCCUCUUUUCUUGAAUCGGUUCAGGCGAAGUUUGAUCAUGUAAAGCAGCGCGUGAAAGUUAUGGAGCACGAGUCGCCUCAAGAAGGCGUCGAAACAAUUCAACUUAAGUCCCUUGAUGACUCUACAGAACUGCAUAUCAAUCUACCUGAUUUUAACUCAGAGGCAUCUGAAGAGGUCGCAAGACGUGAAGCUUUCAACAAACUGCCAACUCAAAUGCAGACGGCGGUUCAAUCACAGAGUCUCGAUCAAAUAAAUGAAGUAUUUUCUGAAAUGUCACUUGAGGAAGCUGAGCGUGUAUUGGAUAUUUUCAAUGAGGGAGGUAUCAUUGGCAUAAAUGCCAUACUUGAGGAUGAAAGCGAAUUCAAGGAAUUGCAGGAUCAGUACGAGUCGGAACGCAAUGCGAAUCAGUUGGAGGAGGGUGAAGACGUUGCUCAGGAUGUUUCAAAGCCGCUUGAGGAAGACUUAAAUGAAGGUACCACUAAUACAUCAGACGUGGUGGAUUAG